Falco peregrinus (peregrine falcon) is the source of this 2427-nucleotide messenger RNA. RefSeq names its product elongin-A-like. The transcript has 11 exons. Gene Ontology annotation, cellular component: nucleus; elongin complex. The record is from RefSeq and is a predicted model, not a curated record. NCBI's taxonomy places the organism in Eukaryota, Metazoa, Chordata, Aves, Falconiformes, Falconidae. Gene Ontology annotation, biological process: transcription elongation by RNA polymerase II. Gene Ontology annotation, molecular function: protein binding. Bases 398 to 2278 code for a protein of 626 amino acids.
AUAGUUCGGUAGCAAACAACCUGGUUAGCGGCAGCUAUCAGCCAAAGCCCGGCGGGGCGGAGCCGCUUGGGUCGGGCUCUGUUGGCUGCGCCCGCCUUCGUGAGACAGCGGACCAGGGCUCCGGGCCGGGCGCGGGAGCGGCUGCCUGCACCCUGUCAGCAGGGCCCCAGCCCCGGCCCCCGACCCUGGCCGUGAGCCCGCCGGGGAGAGCUCAGAUGUAGGCGUGGGGCGGCCCGGGGGGCGCGGCGAUGGGCAGAAGGCGCGGGGGGGACACUGGGGAAAUCGCGGCUCCCGCUGGGGAUGGCGAGAGGCGCCGCCGCCCGCCCGCGCCCCUCAGGCGGCGCAGGGCCGUGCCGGGCCGUGCCGUGCCGGCCCACGCUGGACCGCGGCGCCGCCUAUGGGGCGGCGGGCGCUGCUACAAGAGGGGCGAGCGGUGCGGAGCGGCCUGGCAGGGCAGGCGGCCGGGCCGGGCGCCAUGGCGGAGGGGCGGAGCGACGCGCGGAGGGUGCUGGAGCUGAAGGAGCGGCUGGGCAGCGGGCAGGAGCCCGCGGAGAUUAUAAAAACACUUAAGGUACUACAGGAUUUGGAUAUGUCACUGGAUAUUCUAGUGGAAACUGGCAUAGGCAAAACAGUUAAUGGCUUUAGGAAACAUGCCACUGCUGGGAAUGCAGCUAAAACCCUGGUAAAACAAUGGAAAAAACUUACUCAUCCAGAAAGUAAGAGUAGUCACAGAGGAAGAAAGCAAAAUUUUGAAAAAGAAAAAGAUGAGACAAAAUCUUCCAUUUCCAAGAUGAAGCCUUCGGAGAAGUCCAAAGCAUCUGUACUGGCCUCCAGAAGUUCUGGUAGCACUCCUGCUUCUAAAAAGUUGAAUAAGUGGCAUACUUGCGAAAAGGCCCACCAAAGUAGAGAUUCUGAGUCUCAAAAAGAAUGUGACAAUAAAGAAUGUAGCAGCAGUGGUUCUCAGCGUGCUUCCCAGGGUACCAAUCCUCAAGCUAAAGAAAGUGAAUUCAAAGAGAGAACCUCUGUGGACAGCAAGAAAGUUUCAGAAGAGCAGUGUUCCUCUGUAGCUAAUAAAGACUUAUCAUCCCUGAAGGAAAAGCCUAGUAAGGAUACUUCCAAGCAGAGAAGUCCUAAGCAUGUGAAGAAACCAAAACAAAAACUUGUCAUAAAAAGCAAAGCCAAAUUACCUAGUGAUGAGGAAUUUGAGCCCCCGGCUAUGUCUUUUGAAUCUUAUCUUAACUAUGAUCAGGUUCCCAAAAAAAGAAAGAGGAAGGCCAGUUCUACAGGUGAACGGCCAAAGAAAUGCAGUGAACAGAAGAACAACUUACUACCACAAAAGACUUCAAAAUUUUCUCAUGCAAAAGGAGGAGAGGAAGAUGUAAAAAGCCAUGAGGGUGAUCGAUCAGAAACUCCCAAUAAAAAGGCCAAGGUUGCAUCCCUCCAAGAUCUCCUUAAUACUCCAUUGCCUAAAUUUCUGACGGGCAUCUCGGUCUCAUCUGCCUCAUAUGCUGCAGACUUUGAAGCUUCCCUAGCACCUGUUGUAGAAGCACCCCAGCAAGUCAGAGAGACAGUUCAAUUCACAGGGCGGAGACUGAACUCUAAAAUGCAAGUUUACUCUGGCUCUAAAACAGUCUGUCUUUCGAAGAUGCUUACACUGUAUGAACAGUGCAUCCGUGUGCUUCAAAAUAAUAUUGAUUCGCUACAUGAAGUAGGAGGUGUGCCAUUUGAAAUUCUUGAGCCUGUGCUAACACGUUGCACACCAGAGCAGUUGUUACGAAUAGAGGAAUGUAAUCCGACAUUUACGGAAGAGUCUGACCACUUGUGGAAGAAACACUGCCAGAGAGAUUUUAAAAAGGAGAGCCUCCUGGAAUAUGAGUCUUGGCGUGAAAUGUACUUGAGACUAUUUAAUCAAAGAGAGGAAAAACUGAAGAUGCUUACAAAAAAUAUUCUUUCAGCUCAGUCAGAGAAACCAAAAGGCAGGCAAGCAAAAAUGGCUUACGUGACCAGUGCAGCAAAACCACCCAGGAACAUUCGCCGACAGCAAGCCAUCCAUGGGACAGCAGGACCUGUCACUCAACCUCAUUCAAUAGAGAAGUACAAAAGAAAGAUUCCAGAAAGCAGAGACAGAAAUAACUCAUCGAAUCCGAUCCCUGCUAGCAACAGUGGAAGCUCUAAAUCAAGCAUAAUGACUCAAGAUGGAAAGAAGCCUAUCAAAAAAAUUGCACCAAUCAUGAGGAAAACUUUGAAAGCACUGAAGAUCAGAGCUGGACGACGAUAAAAUGAGGCUGCAUAUUCGAAGCUUACGUGACUAUUUGUGUAUCAUGCUACAGCUAAUGAAAGUAAUGUUAAUGUAAACUUUCUUCAGUUUGCCUUGGUUAUGAAACACUGCAUGGAUGAAUUACUUGCAAUAAAAAUUGAAACAUCUGA